CACCGUCGUCCCCGUCCCCCCGCCCCCGGCGGGACCGAGCGGCCUGGCCAUGUCCUACAACUACGUGGUGACGGCGCAGAAGCCCACCGCCGUCAACAGCUGCGUCACCGGGCAUUUCACUUCUGCCGAAGACCUGAACUUGCUGAUUGCCAAAAACACCCGACUGGAGAUCUACGUGGUGACGCCGGAGGGGCUGCGGCCCGUCAAGGAGGUGGGCAUGUACGGCAAGAUCGCCGUCAUGGAACUCUUCCGUCCCAAGGGGGAGAACAAAGACCUCCUGUUCAUCUUGACGGCAAAAUACAACGCCUGCAUCCUGGAGUACAAGCAGAGCGGCGAGAGCAUCGACAUCAUCACCCGAGCCCACGGAAACGUCCAGGACCGGAUCGGCCGUCCCUCCGAGACGGGCAUCAUCGGCAUCAUCGACCCCGAGUGCCGAAUGAUCGGGCUGCGCCUCUACGACGGCCUCUUCAAGGUCAUCCCCCUCGACAGAGACAACAAAGAGCUCAAAGCCUUCAACAUCCGUCUGGAAGAGCUGCAGGUCAUCGAUGUGAAGUUCCUGCAUGGCUGCCAGGCUCCCACCAUCUGCUUCGUCUAUCAGGACCCUCAAGGACGCCACGUGAAGACCUACGAGGUUUCCUUGAGAGAGAAGGAAUUCAACAAGGGCCCCUGGAAGCAGGAGAACGUGGAGGCCGAAGCGUCCAUGGUGAUCGCAGUCCCAGAGCCCUUUGGAGGUGCCAUCAUCAUCGGGCAGGAAUCCAUCACCUACCACAACGGGGAUAAGUACCUGGCUAUCGCCCCUCCCAUUAUCAAGCAAAGCACCAUUGUGUGCCACAACCGUGUGGAUCCCAACGGCUCCCGCUAUCUGCUCGGAGACAUGGAAGGUCGCCUUUUCAUGCUGCUUCUGGAGAAGGAGGAGCAGAUGGAUGGCACCGUCACCCUCAAAGAUUUGCGAGUGGAACUCCUCGGAGAGACCUCCAUCGCUGAGUGCUUGACGUACCUCGACAACGGCGUAGUGUUUGUCGGCUCUCGCCUCGGGGACUCCCAGCUUGUGAAGCUUAACGUGGACAGCAACGAGCAAGGGUCCUAUGUGGUGGCCAUGGAAACCUUUACCAACCUGGGACCCAUCGUGGACAUGUGCGUGGUGGACCUGGAGAGGCAGGGACAGGGGCAGCUGGUCACCUGCUCUGGUGCCUUCAAAGAGGGCUCCCUGCGGAUCAUCCGCAACGGAAUCGGAAUCCACGAACACGCCAGCAUUGACUUGCCGGGCAUCAAAGGUCUGUGGCCCCUGAGGUCCAACUCCAGCCGGGAAACCGAUGACACCUUGGUUCUGUCAUUUGUGGGCCAGACUAGAGUUCUGAUGCUGAACGGGGAGGAGGUGGAGGAAACAGAGUUGACGGGAUUUGUGGAUAAUCAGCAAACCUUCUUCUGUGGAAAUGUGGCCCAUCAGCAGCUGAUCCAGAUCACGUCAGCCUCGGUUCGACUGGUCACUCAAGAGCCCAAAGCCCUGGUGAGCGAAUGGAAGGAGCCUCAGGGAAAGAACAUCAGCGUGGCCUCGUGCAACAGCAGUCAGGUGGUGGUGGCUGUGGGGCGGGCCCUCUACUACCUGCAGAUCCAUCCCCGGGAACUGCGGCAGAUAAGCCACACGGAGAUGGAGCACGAAGUGGCCUGCCUGGACAUCACGCCGCUGGGGGACAGCCACGGGAUGUCGCCGCUCUGUGCCAUCGGCCUCUGGACGGACAUCUCGGCCCGCAUCCUGAAGCUCCCCUCCUUCGAGCUGCUGCACAAGGAAAUGCUCGGGGGAGAGAUCAUCCCUCGCUCCAUCCUGAUGACAACUUUUGAGAGCAGCCAUUACCUCCUGUGCGCCCUGGGAGACGGAGCCCUUUUCUACUUCGGGCUCAGCAUCGAGACGGGCCUGCUGAGCGACCGUAAGAAGGUGACCCUGGGCACCCAGCCCACGGUGUUGAGGACUUUCCGCUCCCUCUCCACCACCAACGUCUUCGCCUGCUCUGACCGCCCCACCGUCAUCUACAGCAGCAACCAUAAGUUGGUCUUCUCCAACGUCAACCUCAAGGAAGUCAAUUACAUGUGUCCUCUCAACUCAGAUGGCUACCCUGACAGCUUGGCGCUGGCCAACAACAGCACCCUCACCAUCGGCACCAUCGACGAGAUCCAGAAGCUGCAUAUCCGCACCGUCCCGCUUUACGAGUCUCCCAGGAAGAUCUGUUACCAGGAGGGGUCACAGUGUUUUGGGGUACUCUCCAGCCGCAUCGAGGUGCAGGAUGCCAGUGGAGGGACCACUGCCCUCAGGCCCAGCGCUAGCACGCAGGCUUUAUCUAGCAGCGUCAGCUCCAGCAAGUUAUUCUCCAGCAGCACGGCCCCACACGAGACCUCCUUUGGAGAGGAGGUUGAGGUGCACAACCUUCUCAUCAUCGAUCAGCACACCUUUGAAGUACUCCAUGCCCACCAAUUCCUGCAGAAUGAGUAUGCUCUCAGCCUGGUCUCCUGCAAGCUGGGCAAAGAUGCCAACACCUACUUCAUCGUGGGCACUGCCAUGGUGUACCCCGAGGAAGCCGAACCCAAGCAGGGCCGCAUUGUCGUCUUCCAGUACUCAGAUGGGAAGCUGCAGACUGUGGCUGAGAAGGAAGUGAAAGGGGCAGUGUACUCCAUGGUGGAAUUCAACGGGAAGUUAUUAGCCAGCAUCAACAGCACGGUGCGACUGUACGAAUGGACGGCAGAGAAAGAGCUGCGGACGGAGUGCAAUCACUAUAACAACAUCAUGGCCCUCUACCUGAAGACCAAGGGGGACUUCAUCCUGGUCGGCGACCUGAUGCGCUCAGUGUUGCUGCUUGCUUACAAGCCCAUGGAAGGCAACUUUGAGGAGAUUGCCCGGGAUUUCAACCCCAACUGGAUGAGCGCUGUGGAGAUCUUGGACGACGACAAUUUCUUGGGGGCCGAGAAUGCCUUUAACUUGUUCGUGUGUCAGAAGGAUAGCGCGGCCACCACAGACGAAGAGCGGCAACACCUGCAAGAGGUGGGACUGUUCCACUUGGGCGAGUUUGUCAACGUCUUCUGCCACGGCUCCCUGGUCAUGCAGAACCUGGGCGAGACCUCCACGCCCACCCAAGGCUCGGUGCUCUUCGGCACAGUCAAUGGCAUGAUCGGACUGGUGACGUCUCUGUCCGAAAGCUGGUACAACCUGCUGUUGGAUAUGCAGAACCGACUCAACAAAGUCAUCAAGAGCGUCGGCAAGAUCGAGCACUCCUUCUGGAGGUCUUUCCACACCGAACGCAAAACGGAACCUGCCACGGGCUUCAUCGACGGAGAUCUCAUCGAAAGCUUCCUGGAUAUCAGCCGACCCAAGAUGCAGGAGGUGGUGGCCAACUUACAGAUCGACGACGGCAGCGGCAUGAAACGGGAGGCCACCGUGGACGACCUGAUCAAGAUCGUGGAGGAGCUCACCCGGAUCCAUUAGUCGGGGGAGGUGGCCGAGAUCCCCGUUCCUAGCACCUUCCUCUGGGUUUCGUACCCGGAGUCUUCCCUGUCCCCCUGUAGCCGAAGGGGGCCCGAUGCCCAGCCAACUGCCCCGUAUCCCCCCAAAAGCCACAGCCGUCCACCCUGUGUGGAAGCGGGGAGGGUCUUGAAACUCAAGCCCGCUCACUAAGGUCGUUGAAGGGACCCGGAGGGCCGACAUUUCCGGCCGCCACCCCGGGAACACCAGGCCCGACGAGUCUCGGCCGUUGGGGCCUCCUCUCCCUUCCCCUUUCCCCUCCCAAGAAAGGAAUUGGUAGCUCGUCCCGAGCCCCCCACCCACUCGGAUACCCCGCACUGAGGUUUGCUGGGGGAGGUGGGCGGGUUCCCUGUCGGAUGAGGGAAGGGGCCCCGCUCUACCUUCCCACCGCUGUCUCGGAGAGCUUCGGAAGCUCAUCCUCGGCCCUCUGGGCAGCCGGGGCGACCUGAGCCAAGAGGCUGGGGAAUCCCGGAUCGGGUCCGGCCACAGACCCGCCCUCUGGGGGAUUGCCAGCCUCAGGGAGGGAGCGUGGGGCAAAGGGAAUUCAUUCUGUUGUUGCUUUCUGAGUUUUACCAAAUAAAAUAGAGUCCAAGAGGAAGAUA
This is a messenger RNA of Tachyglossus aculeatus (Australian echidna), 4110 nucleotides long. RefSeq names its product damage specific DNA binding protein 1 (gene DDB1). Bases 50 to 3472 code for a protein of 1140 amino acids. The transcript is spliced from 27 exons. Lineage: Eukaryota; Metazoa; Chordata; Mammalia; Monotremata; Tachyglossidae. Gene Ontology annotation, molecular function: protein binding; nucleic acid binding. Gene Ontology annotation, cellular component: site of double-strand break; nucleus. The record is from RefSeq and is a predicted model, not a curated record. Gene Ontology annotation, biological process: DNA repair; proteasome-mediated ubiquitin-dependent protein catabolic process.